UUUAACAUUACAAUGAUUGCUACAAGAUUUGUUUGCACCAAAGGGAUGGGAUCUUGUCAAGGCAAGUGGAAAACACAGCCAGAAGGAUGUAAUACCUAAGUACCUCAUGUUUCUUCUCCUUGCCCUCCUGUUUCUGCAGGCCUCCUCCUCAGGGUCUGCAAUGGAAUAAGAGGAAUACACUCAACAACAUCAUUUUGCUUCUUCAUACUCACUGUGUUUCCCUUUUACAAUGAACCAGCUUACAGACUUCACCCAUUAGACUUCUGUUUUGCUGUUCCAAGUGACUGCUAGGGAGGUAAAUGGGGGAAAGUGAAGCUGACUGUGGCUGCCAGCAUACUCUGUGAAGGUUUAUUCCAGACUGUGACAGCCUGGACUAUGUUACUCCUUUUGUGUGGUAAUGGGAGUCCAGGUUAAUCCACCGCUGCCCAGCUUCUGCCUGUCUACCACUCACUGCAAAAGGACUUUAAAUCACACCAGGUCAAAAGUGCACAUACCAUGUUACCCACCAAACCCUCCAGUUCUGCCCCAAAACCGUGUCUAGUUGAGUGAAAGGAAGUGAAUGAAUUUCAGCACUGAAUUCCUUAAAUGGGAGAAACUAUUGCACUAGAAAUGUUUCCCAACUACAUAUCAAAUAUCAAACAAUGAAUUACGUUAUAUGUGGAUUCCUUGGCUUUGGAUAUUUUUCAUACAGCGAUUCUGGUAUUUGCAUUCCACAGUCAUGUGUAUUUUAAAAUAUAUUUCAGAAAAUUAACUUGUUUGGUUUAGAGGUCACAGGAGAGAUUUCUUUCCUUUUCUGGGUAUUCUCUGUCUAGCAGGAAAGCACUUAGUAUAGAAGGAUAAAUUAUGGUAGCCCACAGGAGUCAGUGCCGUAUUGUGCAACUCAUACAAACACUCAUGGGCUUGCAGAGGAGAGCUCUGUUUGUUCAAGAAUAAGAUCUGGUACUUCUCAUAGCGGGAGGUCAUAUUACCUUAAAAUGUCUCUGCUUGGUAGGUCUGCCUGAUGAAUAACAUCUGUUCCCAUAACAACUCCCUCUCCAGUAGGACAGAUGGGCUCCAUGGCAUGACAAUACUAAAAGUAGUCCACAGGCUGUCCUGUACCGAAGGAGCAAGUGACCACAGCAAAUAGCACAAACCUCGCUACGAGCCUGAUUCAAAUCCUACUGGAGCCAUCAGGAAAAGUCUGGCAGAUUUCAGGGGGUCUUGGGUUAGAAAGCAUGCAUAACCCUGUCUCUGCUCCUAUAAUGGUAGUACAGUCAGUAGUGAUGAUAUAUGUCUUUUGAAAUCAGAGGUUUCUCCAGCCCAAUACCUUCUCAUGAAAAAACAGCAAGACAUGGUUCACUUUACAAUCAUAUUCAUGCAAAGGGAGAAAGUCAUAGCAGGUAUGUUUCUGCAUACUAAAAAAGACAUAAUUUUCAAUGUAAUUUGCAGUCCCAGACUACCAGACUUCUCAUGGCAGGAAAGUUUUGUGCAAAGAGAGAUCACUGGGAAAGGGACUUCUCUGCUUUGCUUCCAUUCAAAAGAACACAGUGAAAUCCUGUUCCACACAGAGAAAUCCUACUCCUAACAGGUAAAAUUAGCUUUUAGCUUUCAUCCAGCUCUUUGCAUCUCAGAUAAUAAAAUCAAGGCAAUUCAUACUGAAUUACCAAUAUUUCCACUAGAAGUGAGUAAAAAAUUCAGCUGAAAAGACAUAAGAAUAAAGUUUGCUGAGAGACAGUAAUUUGGUUUCACAAGUAUCAAAAUUUUAAAAUUAAUUUUAGUUUUUCAGUGGAAUGAAAACAAAACCUCUGAACAUUUUCUCAAAAUGAAAUUAUAGAGAAACACUUUUCAUCAUAAGGCAUAAUUUUUUCAGCUCUGAUCCUCUCUCACUCUCUUCUCUUCCUGCUUCCCCUCUCAUUCUCUGUCACCAGAGGUAGCUGCAGAGCCCUGGAUCACAAACUUUUCAGCGGAAAUUUUUUUGAAAUUAGUACAUCUCAGUGAGUGCAUUCUGUUAGGAAUGUUCAUAAACAAUUCUGCCUGGGAGAUAUUCUUAGCUUGUCCCAAAAAUUUGAUAUGUUACACAUCUAAACAGAUAGCCAGCUGCUCAGCUGUGAGGUUUUGGGUCAAAAGCACACAAUGAAUUGCUGAAAUGACAGUCCUAUAUAUUAAAAAUGUCUGGGCUAUUCUCCUGUAUAUUUUUUUGCAUGGAGUAUAAAUUCUGUUACAUACCAGAAAUAACAGUGAAAAUACAUUGCUCCAUUUCAGUGACCUUAAUUGUGUAUGUCUGUGCAUCAGUGGGUUAGUUCCAGGGGCCAGAGGAGGAUUCCUUAAUCCCUGAUAUAUAGAGGAGCCAAACACAAUGGAUUUUUUUGUCUUCCUUUGAUUGCACCACCACUUUUAAAAUCUCUGUCUUAAAGAAGUUAUGCCUUGUGGGUGGGGGAAAAGCAGAAUAUUCCAAUUAGGAACAACCUAACUUCUCUGUCACAUCUGACCUUCAUGCCUCAAUAAUCCCCUGAGCACAGCUCAUAAAUAAUGAGUGCCCAGAGGCUGACUGUAUAAUUCCAGUGCAUUCUAUUGACUUCCAGGGGAUGCACAAAAGGAUAGCAUGUAUCCUGAAGGAAAAAGCGUGUGCUGUUUUCUUGGUCUUCCAUCAAAUGUAUGUUGUUCGUAGUUUACUCGCUGUUCAUUGAAUACUGACAGUAGGCUAUACAGGGCACAAAAAUGGUUGCUGUGCAUAAACAGAACUGAAUUUUAUCUGUUUCUUUAUCUAUGCCUGCUAUCAGCAUCAGAGCUGUUGUAGUUUUAUGUGAUACAGUUUAAAAAUACUGUGGUUUGAAAAAAAAUAGAAAAGUACAAGCAAGCAAUCAUCAAGAGAUAAACUCAUCAUGUUAAAAAGAAAAACAACCACCCUUUUCCCAGGUACACACAGUCAAAAGGAUGUAAAAAAUAACCUUAAUCUCACUGAAAUGGAAAAGAAUAAAAAUAAGGAUCUUACACAUCGAAGUAGGUAGCCACAUGCCUAACUGAGGUAAGUUUACUAAUUCUAUGGACUUCAACAGACCUACCCUUUUCUUGUUUAUUGGCAGACCAAUAACUUUAGCUUGAUGCAAUGCCAAAAUCUUUGCAAGUGUUGAAAAAGAAAACUACAUUGUAAGAAAAUGAGAGGGAGACAUGACACAAACUUGUUCCAUAAACCUCACAGAAGCAUACCCAGGUGGAACAUGAGAGAACAAUGGAAAAGCUUAAGUGAUAACUGGGUAACUUGUUAGCAGAACAGAAAUGAAUAACUCCACGUACAUAAAUUCUUCCAAUGAAAAUGUGAUGGCUUUGGAGAGCCCCUAUAAAACUGUUGAGGUGGUCUUUAUUGUCCUGGUAGCAGGGUCUCUCAGCCUAGUCACCAUAAUUGGGAACAUCCUGGUCAUGGUGUCAAUCAAAGUCAACAGGCAUCUACAGACUGUCAACAACUAUUUCCUGUUCAGCUUGGCCUGCGCUGACUUGAUCAUCGGCAUCUUUUCAAUGAACCUAUACACCCUUUACACUGUGAUAGGGUACUGGCCUUUGGGGCCCGUCGUGUGUGACCUCUGGCUGGCUCUUGACUAUGUGGUCAGCAACGCCUCUGUAAUGAACCUCCUCAUUAUCAGCUUUGACAGAUAUUUUUGUGUCACCAAGCCUCUGACGUAUCCUGUGAAGCGGACCACUAAGAUGGCAGGCAUGAUGAUCGCAGCUGCGUGGGUGCUGUCCUUCAUCCUGUGGGCCCCUGCAAUUCUCUUCUGGCAGUUCAUUGUGGGAGGAAGGACUGUCCCAGAUGGGGAUUGCUACAUCCAGUUUUUUUCCAAUGCUGCCGUCACUUUUGGCACUGCCAUUGCAGCCUUCUAUUUGCCCGUUAUCAUCAUGACUGUCCUUUACUGGCAAAUCUCUCGAGCCAGUAAGAGUCGGAUAAAGAAAGGGAAAAAGGAAGCUGCCCAAAACCAAGAUACAGUUUCCCCCAGCCUUGUCCAAAGUAAAAUAGUGAAACCAAACAACAACAACAUCCCAGCCAGUGGUGAUGGGUUGGAGCACAGCAAAAUUCAGAAUGGAAAAACCACUGGAGAGACUGUGAUGGAGAAUUGUGUUCAAGGGGAGGAGAAGGAGAGCUCCAAUGACUCCACCUCUGUCAGCGUGGUCGCUUCCAACAUGAAAGAGGACGAAGUUGCCAAAGAUUCCAGCCAGGCUUCUGCCUCCCAAGACCACCUCAAAGUGGGGAACUCCAAGCUGACAUGCAUCAGAAUAAUCACCAAGUCCCAAAAGGGUGACUGCUGUGCCCCCACCAACACUACUGUGGAGAUUGUAGGCACCAAUGGGGAGGAGAAGCAGAAUAGUGUAGCCCGGAAAAUCGUCAAGAUGACAAAGCAACCAGCCAAAAAGAAACCACCUCCUUCUAGAGAGAAAAAAGUGACAAGGACUAUUUUGGCUAUCCUCCUGGCCUUCAUCAUCACCUGGACCCCAUACAAUGUGAUGGUGCUCAUCAACAGCUUCUGCACAUCCUGCAUUCCUGGAACUGUAUGGACCAUAGGUUAUUGGCUCUGUUAUAUCAACAGCACCAUCAACCCUGCUUGUUAUGCGCUCUGCAAUGCUACCUUCAAGAAGACCUUUAAGCACCUUCUUAUGUGUCAUUACAAGAAUAUAGGAGCUACAAGGUAAAGAUAAUAAUAAAAAUAAUAAUGGAAACGGUGAAGAAGUUCCAAAUUAAAUUAAAAAAACCCAACUAGAUAAAUGCUAUAGCACUUUAUGCUCUUCUACAGAAUGUGCAGUCCAGGAUGUUAGUGGAAAUACUGACAUGGGGCAUCAGCUCCAUUCCUGAGAACUACACUUAGAAACAUUUUUUUAAAUUAUUGAAAACAAAUCUUGAGGACAUAGAGAUGUUUGAGGAAUUAUUCAAGUAUGUGGACUGGAGGCACAGUUCCUUGCUUUCUGCAGGUAUUCUGCAGAAGGGCUUUAGAGUCUGCAAUUUUUGGAAAUUCUGUGUAAAAUCCUUGUUCUUCUCUUUUAUUUUUACUUUUUUUUUAGUUUAUUUUUCCUGUGUCUGUUUAAUAUGUCUUCAUCUGGGGGAAAAAAAGAAAAAAAAAGCAAUUUUAACAAUAACUGUGUGGAAGAAGCAUGGGAGUUUGGAAGAUCAUUACAUAUUUGAAAUGAAUCAUGGUUUCUAAAGCUCAAAGUUGUCUAAAGCUUUUUUGUCACUGUCAUGUUAGAACUUUAAUGUUAGGUAAAUGCUGAUGAAAGUUAUUUUAUGUUGUUUAUGACACUACCAUUUCCAAAACUGCAUCAGUUCUGAAAGUGUGCUUACGCUCAAUGUGUAACCGUUGCCUAACCUGUGUAUCAUUCAAAGUCUGCUGCUUGCCCCAGUUUAAAGGGCUUUUGUUCAUCAAUUCCUUCAUCCCCUCAAGACAAAAGAGAAAAGGCAGUCUUUUCCAGAUUGCUACGUCCCAAGACUAUUUCAGCAUCUGUGUAAACCAAAGCUUUUGAGACAAUGUUGUUCACUUUGUUUGUCAUGUAACAUCCACCCGUAGAUCUGUCUCUUACUUCCAUCAGCUUUUCCUCUUUUUUGUACCUUACUUGUCCAGGCCAUAAAAACUGAAUAUCAAAAGUUCUAAAUUCAAAGAUCUCAUCCAGUCAGCUGCCAUGGUGGCCAAGUAAAGGGCCUCAGCUGAAGAAUAGAAACAUGGUUCUUACUAGAAAAAUUGAUGUUAUAUGCUUUUAAAGUUGGAUGUACAGGCGGAGAGGUAUGAUGAGCUCCACAGAAUGAAUACUCAAUAUUAGAUGGCCAUGCUCUUGACCAGUCAAAAAAGGAUUCAUACUCAUUUAUUGAGGAAAAGCAUAAAUGGACUGAUGUGCCCACAUGGAUCAAGCUCUGCCUAACCCCUUAGGGUGAAAGCAGAGUCCUUCCUGGGUAUAUCCUGGACAAGAUGUUUACUUUGGGGAAAAGCUGUUGGCUACAUUGCCUUUUGUAGCAGCUGGGAGCAAUAUUUUGACUGUAAGCCAAGGGAUAAUGCUAAUAAAAAGGCAGAGAGGAAAACAGUGAUUACACAAAACCAGAUACUGAAAUAGUCUGGUUGGGGGGCUGGCAAGGAUCAAGUCAAAUACUAUCUGCGAGUCCACACCAGCUUAAAUUCCAAUUCUUUCUGCCUGGCAAAUAUUUUACUAUUUCAAUAUUUGAUAUUUAAUGUAGCACAAUUGAGCACUGUGUGGACAGGACAAAGUUUAUCAGAUUGUUGAAAACAGCAAUUGUCUGAGUUAUGCAUAUUCUAGUUACCUCCUUCUUAGUAACUCUAGCUUCAAGGCACUAUGAUGGUACACAUACAGAUUUUCUUACUCCAAAAAGUAGCUUGCUGCACAGACAGUGUCCUGGGGGACUGUCUUCUGGAGUGAAAGCCACCUACCAAAUAGGACACCAAAUUAUUCUGUUAUUUCAUGUUACCACAUUAGAGUCUUCCAAAACACACUUCAAAAUAUCAGCUUUCAAGAUUACAGGGAAAUUAAUCUUGCUGACUUAAAAUUUACAUUUGACAAGCUUAUUGGAACACAGUGGCAAAGCACUUUGGCAAUCUGACAAUUUUCAUGUUUCGAAGUACAAGUUCCUAGUGGAAAGUGAAAAUGAGGGGGAUUAAACUGCAGUAAAUUAAGGCUACAUUAAACUCAGGAUUAAUGUGUCUUGAUAUGCAAUCAUUGAUUUUAUACCCCUAGUGAUUUCAUCUUAAUAUAUCUAAGUGUCUCCAUGCAGCCAAGGAUCUAAUUUUACAACCCUCACUCACCUUGAGUCAUAUUUACUAUCACUAUUUUCAUCUUCCUUCUUGUAAGAAAGAAUAACUCAGUGAUAAGGCUUGCAAAACUGAGUGCUGCUUGUCUUUCAAAACUACAUUCACUAGACUUAUCUUGAUAGGCCAAGGGAAAAACUUGCAUGAUUACUUCUAGAUGAUUCAUUCUUUUACAAUGUAAAGUAAUCCAGAUAAUAACCAAAGAUAUGAUGAAAUCUCUUCAUUUUCUAAAUCUUACUCCUUUAGAAAAGUUUCAUAAAAGAAACAGACCUGCUUCUUUCUUUCAGCAAGUGCUACAGGUGUUAAUAGUAGCGGUACUCAAAUUGGUAAAUAAUGGGGUUUAUAUUGUUAUUUAAUCUUUUAACUCCAGUUUUCCAGCAGGCAUGAAGAUCCUUUAUUCUGACCUUUGAAGCUGCCACUUGUUCAUAAAUUAUUAAUUCCUCUAACAGCUAAGGACAUUUCUAUAGGUUAAGAUGCGCAAGAUAUAGAUUACAAUUGUACUUUUUCAUCAUGUAAUGCGAUGACAUUCAAAAUACUAUACAGAAAACCAAAUAAUUUAGGGCCCACAUUCAUGAAACAAACAAACAAACAACAAUGACAACAAAACAGGAAAACCUUCAGUUUGAAGCUUCCUAACACUUUUCCCUAGCAUCACCCCCACUUCUGAUCCCAAAGGACAAGAUGCUUUGUUUUGCAUUAUACUAUGUUUAAAAAGCUUGCAGAACACACAAUCCUGUGUGUUUCCACCUUGUACCAGCUCAAUGAAAAAAUAUUUCUGUGGUACAUCCACAUUCACAGCCAAUUAAGCAAUGUAAAAAUAGAUGACAUAAUGCACCUACACAUGUAUGCACAGGCAUGCAAACACACAGCAUAGUUAAUAUACAUGGAAAAUAAUAAUCUAACAUUCAAGGUAUUGCAUGAGAUGUUGUUUAUGUUGUGUUCAUUGGCAGCUCGUGGGAGGCACAGAGCCAACACUUCCUCAUAACACUGUCUACGUCCUCCAGGAGGCAGAGAGGUGGCAGAGCCUGCCUUCAGAUUCUGGGAACCUCUCAUGUCCUAAGCUAGUUUUGGCUCAGUAAGACAAAAAGUGGGAUAAUCUUUCAAACCCACAAACUGAUUUAUUCUUCUGAACACCUUUUGAAUUCUCAUGUCUUUCCUUUGUGUCCCAAACCACGUUCACCAGGUUUCCCUUUCCUUCUGAGUGAUAGUUCUGCGAGAUCUAGAUGUUGGUCUUGAAGAGUAGCACUCCCUGGGUACCUCCUCUGGCUUUCCUGGCUGUCACCUUCGCCCUGCCACCCUAAAGGCCCCAGGUGGCCCUGCCGAUGCUGCCACAUCUUCACCUUGGGCUUGGCCAGAGGAUCGCAGCAGCACGUCCACACCAUGUGCUGCUCUGGCCACUUUCGUUUCACAUAGAAAUUGAGAAAACUGCUAGUGACUCAUGAGAAAAAAAUUACCCAACAAAAUAACAACAAACUGCAGCUAGCACUUCUUUCCUGCUCUUUUUCUUCCUCUUAAUUAUUUCCAGAAACAGGCUAAAACUGAAAAGGCCCAACCAACCCUUGACAGCAACCCUGCUGCAGCAGGAUCUGUCAUGUCAGCAGCCCAUAGGGUGUGACUUGUACUGUCACAGGCCAGCCCUACCUUCACUCUCCAGGGAGAGAAUAACAGCCUGAAGAUAUGUCAAUCCAACUGGCACCUUUUCUGAGUAUUAAAGACAUCUGCAGUAAAAAACAGAAAACAAAAGAACGAAAGAAUGAAAGAAA
Messenger RNA from Strigops habroptila (Kakapo), 8530 nucleotides. RefSeq names its product cholinergic receptor muscarinic 2 (gene CHRM2). Gene Ontology annotation, cellular component: dendrite; plasma membrane; synapse. The record is from RefSeq and is a predicted model, not a curated record. Gene Ontology annotation, molecular function: G protein-coupled serotonin receptor activity; G protein-coupled acetylcholine receptor activity. Lineage: Eukaryota; Metazoa; Chordata; Aves; Psittaciformes; Psittacidae. Gene Ontology annotation, biological process: regulation of heart contraction; regulation of smooth muscle contraction; adenylate cyclase-inhibiting G protein-coupled acetylcholine receptor signaling pathway. Bases 3256 to 4656 code for a protein of 466 amino acids. The transcript is spliced from 2 exons.